AUGUGCACAGAAUUGUGCGCAGCAGCAUGGAGAGCACUUUGUAUAAUGAGCAUCAGUAUUACUUUCUUAGGCAUCUACCUGACGGUUGUGAUGGCCAUCACGUCCAUUUCUGUCGUAGUCACGGUUGUGGUCCUCAACUUCCAUUAUCGUGGUCCCAGCAGAAAGGAGGUGCCCCCCUACCUCAGGGAACUCAUCCUCCAAAGAUUCGGUUCUUGUUCCUGCUUCCGUUCCCCUUCUAAGAAGGUCAAGAGAAACGGAAAUGCUUAUGAUUUGCCACCUACAUUCAGAGCCGAAUCUUUUCGUCUGACCAUCGACAGCCUUCACGAAGAGCUAAAAGAGAUGAAUUCGGAUCUCUCGUGCAACGAAUCUGGGAUGUCUGCCAGUGGACACAACGUUGGCGAUCUAUCUACCAACAAGCGCCGUAUGCCAACAAACAAAUCCCAAGUCAAUGGUUCAUCCCCAGGAGGAGGUUGUGGAGGACCGGGCGGAACACAAGUGCAAGAAGAAAUUCUGAGGACACUCAAAUACCUUUUAUAUCGACAGGAACAAGAAGAUUACCGUGUGAGGGUGGUCAACGAAUGGAGGCAGAUGGCGCUAGUAAUUGAUCGCAUCCUGUUCUGGAUAUUCUUUGUCGUGACGGUUGUAUCUUCCUUGUCGUUCUUGGUCAUCGUACCUUUGCACAGGCGCGGCUUGCAGUUUACUUAAACUGUUACUUUACAAGAGCGAAAGAACAAAGAAGAAAUCAAAUGGCUAUUUUAAUUGACGUCCAUAUAAGUAAAUGCUCACCAAAUGCAAGAAGAAAAUUUCAAAUCUUGCGCCAAGGCAGUAACUGAAAGCAGUUCUUUCGUAAGCCAAAUUUCAUGGCACAAAUAACUCUGGUUCUUUAUCUGGUACUGUCAAACGCCAAAUUUAACUCUCUGUCAAUACUAUGGAAAGUAACAUAUAUACAUAGCAUAAUUUAUCCGUAAGAUAUCUAUGUGACUUUUAUUAGUUAAAGAAACGGCUAAAAGGCAUCUUCACAAAACUAGUGGGUAUUAAUAUUAAUGAAAGUUAGAGAGCUUAUUUUGAUAGCUGCAUUUGCCUGGUGUCAAAGAUGAAAUUUACGAUUUUACAUUCUAGUCUCCUAUAUGUAUGUAGUAAAACUGUGUUAGUUUUCAACAAAUCAUGUAAGUGGCAUUUUACUGUAUAACUAUUCUUCAAGGUGUACAGGGAACCAAAAGGUUAAACAUGAAGUUGAUUAAAGCGAUCAGUGAUAUAUCUUAGCCACUCAACACCAAACUUUUAUCACCAAAACUUUGAUUUUUUUUUUCAAUCUGUUUAGAUUUUUUCAAUCUGUUUAGAGAUCCGAAGUUUUUUUUUUUUUUUCAUUAAUAGUGAGCUAACCAUGGAUUGUAGUGAUCAUAACGCAAAAUUCGUUAUAAUUUUGAGAACUCAUUUUUAACUUCAUAUUAAAUAUUAUUCAUAACAAAUAAACUGUACAACUAUUACUGAAGCUGUGCAGUGCGCCGAUAAGAUAAACAGGAAGUUGAUUAAAGCGAUAUUGUAUCUUAGACAUUCAACUGCUUAUCACAAAACUUACUUUUUUUUCAAUCUGCUUAGAGAUCUAAAGGAUUUUUUUUAACUUCAUAAUAAAUAUUAUUCAUAACAAAUAAACGGUACAACUAUUACUGAAGCUGUGCAAUGCGCCGAAAAGAUAAACAGGAAGUUGAUUAAAGCUAUCAGUGAUAUAUCGUAUCUUAGAUAUUCAACUCCUUAUCACAAAACUUAUUUUUCAAUCUGUUUAGAGAUCUGAAGGUUUUUUUUUUUUUUCAGUAAUAAAUAAAUAUUAUUCAUAACAAAUAAACUGUAUAAUUAUUAUUUAACCUGUGCAGUGCGCCGAAAAGAUAAACAGGAAGUUGAUUAAAGUGAUCAGUGAUAUGUUGUAUUUUAGAUAUUCAACUGCUUAUCAGAAAACUUAUUUUUUUCAAACUGUUUAGAGAUUUGAAGUGAUUUUUUUUUCGAUAAUAGUGAGCUAGCUAUGGACUGUAGUGAACAUAAUACAAAAUUCGUUAUAAUUUUAAGAACUAAUUUUAAACUUCAUAACAAAUAAACUAUGCAACCAAUACCAAAUUUUAUCACCCUAAAAAGAGCAAACUCACUAUGUUUUUAUACUUUUCAAAGAAACAGUCUAUCUACUGUUGCUGACACGGUAAAAAUCUGUGCGAUAAUUCGUUUUGUACUGUACUACACCUGUGUCAGCAUAUAACUGUACACUAGAACAAUAGUACCGCUGAUGCAAUUACGAAGAUUAUGGAUAUUAGAAAGGAACGCAGACAAAGAUUCUUUUCCACUAACUUUCCCAAGAAAAAUGUCACAUGCUAUUAACUCCGAAGACGACCACCAAACACAACAUCACUUCGUCACUUGCAUCUUAUCCACAUUUGUGACAUAUUUUCAUUGAAAUACUUUUUCAAAUGAUCUGUGUUUUCGCGGAAACGUAUUAUUGGAAUAUUCUCGUGAAUGAUUUAGAUAACGAUCUCUGUGUUAAUAAAACAGACAACUGCAUUCUUGGAAUUGAUAAUCACCUUUUUUCCAUUUAACCGCGAAAUUAACAAUCUACCAAGCUUCUCGAAAUAAAUCCUUCUAAUAGCACAAAAUUGGACUUUCUGAAAUAACAUGCCGAUUUUUUUCCAUAUUUCGAUUCUACGACUACAAUUUUGCCUAGAUAUUAAAUUUUGUAAAUUUUGGUGCGAAAUUUAUGGAGAA
Stegodyphus dumicola is the source of this 2745-nucleotide messenger RNA. Its product is annotated as neuronal acetylcholine receptor subunit alpha-2-like. Gene Ontology annotation, molecular function: acetylcholine-gated monoatomic cation-selective channel activity; transmembrane signaling receptor activity. Gene Ontology annotation, cellular component: postsynaptic membrane. Lineage: Eukaryota; Metazoa; Arthropoda; Arachnida; Araneae; Eresidae. Gene Ontology annotation, biological process: monoatomic ion transmembrane transport. The record is from RefSeq and is a predicted model, not a curated record.